AUGACGACCAAACCGAAUGAACAGGGCUCCAAGGCGGAGGGCAGCUCGCCAUUCGAUGCCUAUCAGACGUCUCUCACCACUCGCUACUGCAGCCCCGCCAUGUCGAAGCUGUUCAGUCAGCGCUCAAGACACUCGACCUGGCGAAGGUUGUGGUUCCAUCUUGCUGAGAGCGAAAAGGAGCUCGGAAUUGAGACCAUCACGCCGGAGGCCAUUGAGCAGAUGAAGGCCCACCUUGUGAUUACGGAUGACGAGUUUGAGACUGCUCGGAUCGAAGAGAAGAUUCGCAGACAUGAUGUCAUGGCGCAUGUUCACGCCUUUGGUGUUGUUGCUCCGGCCGCGGCCGGCAUCAUCCACCUCGGUGCCACAAGCUGCUUCGUUACUGACAAUGCUGAACUUAUCCUUAUGCGUGAUGCCCUAGAUCUACUUGCCAAUAAACUGGCCAAGGUGAUCUCAAACCUGUCAUCCUUUGCGGUCAAGUGGAAGGCGGAACCUACUCUUGCAUACACGCACCUUCAGGCAGCCCAGUUGAUCACGGUUGGAAAGCGCGCGGCCCAGUGGGUGCAAGAUCUUAUGCUUGAUCUCCACAGUAUCGAGCAAGUCCGCAGCGAACUCAAGUUCCGAGGCGCACAAGGAACGACUGGUACUCAAGCCUCCUUCUUGGAAAUCUUCAAGGGUGACUCUGCGAAAUGCGACGAGCUGAAUGUCCUUCUCUGCAAAAAGUUUGCAUUUCCAGGCUGCUAUGACGUGUCUACUCAGACCUACACCCGCAAGGUGGACUUGAUCAUCGCCAACGCCGUCGCUGGUCUUGGUGCGACAGCCCAGAAAAUCGCGGGAGAUUUGAGGCACUUGGCCACAUGGAAGGAGAUUGAAGAACCCCACGAGUCGUCUCAAAUUGGAUCUUCCGCCAUGGCAUACAAGGUUAACCCGAUGCGGUCCGAGCGAGUAUACAGCUUGGCGCGCGAGUUGAUGUCUAAGCCGGCCAGCUUCGCCAACACUCUGUCCGACCAAUGGAUGGAAAGGACCCUCGAUGAUAGCGCAAUCCGCCGAAUCGACAUCCCAGAGAUGUUUCUGCUGGCCGAUGCAAUUCUCAUUGGGCUUGAUAACAUUUCAAGUGGAUUGGUGGUCUAUCCUAACCGGAUUGCCAGCCGGGUCCAAGAAGAGCUUCCCUUUAUGAUCACAGAGACCAUUAUCAUGAGAAUGGUUGCUCAAGGAGCAUCGAGACAGGAGACACACGAGCAAAUUCGCGUCCUCUCGAACCAAGCUGGCAGCGUGGUAAAGAACGAUGGCAAGCCCAAUGAUCUCGUGUCACGCAUCCAGAACACCGACUUCUUCAAGCCCAUUUGGGGUGAUAUCCACGGCAUGCUCAAGGCAGACCUUUACAUUGGUCGCAGUGUGGAGAUUGUCGAGAAGUAUUGCGGUCCCGGGGGCGUUGUCGAGAAGCAGCUGGCGCCAUAUCAGGCGUACAUCAAGGGCUCUAGCUCUGCGGAGCUUAGUGUUUGA
Messenger RNA from Trichoderma aggressivum f. europaeum, 1500 nucleotides. RefSeq lists its product as uncharacterized. Bases 1 to 1500 code for a protein of 499 amino acids. Gene Ontology annotation, biological process: 'de novo' AMP biosynthetic process. Lineage: Eukaryota; Fungi; Ascomycota; Sordariomycetes; Hypocreales; Hypocreaceae. Gene Ontology annotation, molecular function: N6-(1,2-dicarboxyethyl)AMP AMP-lyase (fumarate-forming) activity; (S)-2-(5-amino-1-(5-phospho-D-ribosyl)imidazole-4-carboxamido) succinate lyase (fumarate-forming) activity. The record is from RefSeq and is a predicted model, not a curated record. Gene Ontology annotation, cellular component: cytosol. The transcript has 4 exons.